This is a messenger RNA of Suillus paluster, 2322 nucleotides long. RefSeq names its product glycoside hydrolase family 3 protein. The record is from RefSeq and is a predicted model, not a curated record. The transcript has 8 exons. Gene Ontology annotation, molecular function: xylan 1,4-beta-xylosidase activity; alpha-L-arabinofuranosidase activity. NCBI's taxonomy places the organism in Eukaryota, Fungi, Basidiomycota, Agaricomycetes, Boletales, Suillaceae. Gene Ontology annotation, biological process: arabinan catabolic process; xylan catabolic process. Gene Ontology annotation, cellular component: plant-type cell wall. Bases 1 to 2322 code for a protein of 773 amino acids.
AUGGGACGUCCAAAGCACAUCGCUCUGGUUUCUGCGCUCGCAGCAGGCAGUGUUUCUGGUUAUGGUUUCCCUGAUUGCAAAAACGGUCCUCUAGCAGGCAACCCAGUCUGCGACACUGCUCUUGACCCCAUUACGCGUGCCACUUCCCUGAUCGAGUUGUUCACUGUUCCAGAGCUGAUCUAUAACACUGUUAACCGGUCUCCUGGAGUCCCUCGUCUCGGUUUGCCGGCGUACCAGUGGUGGUCGGAAGCCUUGCAUGGAUUAGCACAAAGUCCAGGCGGUGUCAACUUCUCGAUAUCAGGCGAAUUCAGUUAUGCAACGUCGUUCCCCCAGCCGAUUCUUAUGAGUGCUGCGUUUGACGAUGAGUUGAUCAAGUCUGUUGGAAGCAUAGUGGGCAUGGAGGGACGUGCUUUCAAUAACUAUGGGCGCGCUGGUCUAGACUUCUGGGCACCAAAUAUCAAUCCGUUCAAAGACCCUCGAUGGGGCAGAGGACAGGAGACACCUGGAGAAGAUCCGUACCACCUUGCACAAUACGUCUAUAACCUGGUAGUCGGCUUGCAAGGUGGCCUCGACCCGAAGCCGUACUACCAAGUCGUUUCCACCUGUAAACACUUUGCAGGCUACGAUCUCGAGCACUGGAAUGGCAAUUUUCGAUACAGCUUCAACGCAGUAAUCACUACUCAAGAUCUCGCGGAGUACUAUCUUCCCUCAUUCCAGAGCUGUUAUAGAGAUGCCAAAGCCGGUGCUGCCAUGUGCUCAUACAAUUCUGUUAACGGCGUUCCUUCUUGCGCAGAUACGUACUUGCUCCAAGAUAUCCUGCGCCAUUUCUACGGCUUCGCGCAAGAUCGAUGGGUAUAUUCAAAAUUACGGGUGAUUGUGGUGCCGUCUCACGUAUCUACUCUUCCCACAAUUAUACGUACCCCUCAACAAGCAGUCGCGGACGCACUCAAGGCUGGUACUGACCUCGAUUGUGGCCUCUUUUACACGAUGUGGUUGCCAACCGCAUACAAUGAGUCCCUUGUCACAGAGACAGACCUACGCACAGCUCUGCUUCAUCAAUACGCCUCGCUCGUCCGGUAUAGCGCUUUCGUCCUUGGUUACUUUGAUCCAGAAGAUUGGCAGCCUUACAGAACAUACAAUUGGAGUAACGUCAACACUUCUCCUGCCCGACAACUUGCGUACCAGGCUGCUGUGGAGGGUAUUGUUCUCUUGAAGAACGACGGUACUCUGCCGCUCUCGAGUAGCGUCAAUAACAUUGCUCUAAUUGGCCCGUGGGCCAACUCAACCAGCCAGAUGCAGGGCAACUACUUCGGUGAUGCUCCCUAUCUCAUCAGCCCCAUCAUGGGUGCGAUGGAGGAUGGGUAUAACGUUACCUACGUGUUGGGCACCAACAUUACAUCCAACGACACAAGUGGGUUCGCUGCUGCCGUUGCAGCUGCGAAGGAAGCAGACGCUGUCAUCUAUGCAGGUGGUAUUGAUGACGCCGUUGAAGCUGAGGCCCUGGAUCGCUACACGAUUACUUGGCCCAGCAACCAGCUCAACCUGAUUGCUGAGCUUCAGGCUAUAGGCAAGCCUUUGGUUGUGGUGCAAUUUGGUGGUGGACAACUCGAUGACUCCGUUCUGAAGGGUAAUGCCUCUAUUAAUGCACUCGUUUGGGCAGGGUAUCCAGGUCAGAGUGGUGGAAAGGCUGUUUUCGAUAUCCUCAGUGGUAAGGUUGCACCUGCUGGGCGUCUUCCUAUCACGCAGUACCCAGCAAGCUAUGUCAACGAGAUCCCUAUGACCGAUAUGAACCUCCGUCCCAACGUCACGAGUCCAGGCCGUACCUAUAUCUGGUACACUGGCGUCCCCAUCUACGAAUUCGGGUAUGGCGAGCACUACACUACCUUCUCUUACAAGUGGGCGCAAGCACCUGCAAAUUCAUACAACAUCCAGGAUAUCAUUGAUAGAGGGAAGCAUGCUUCAUAUUUGGACAUCGCAUCGUUUGCUACGCUCGCCGUUGAUGUGACGAACACUGGAAACAUGACAUCUGACUAUGUUUCCCUUCUUUUCGUCAAUGGCACAUACGGAAUUGCUCCCUACCCCAACAAGGUUCUUGUCAGCUACGAUCGCUCCCACAGCAUUGCGCCAGGUUGCACUACAACUGCUGAGCUGCCGAUGACACUUGGUAAUCUCGCGAGAGCCGACAACAAUGGCAACUUCUGGCUCUAUCCCGGCACUUAUGAGCUUGUGCUCGAUACUAGUAGAGUUUUGGGCGCUAAAUUCGAAUUGACGGGAACUGCUGCGCAGCUCACUUCCUUCCCGCAAAACACCAUGACUCCAUGA